This is a messenger RNA of Brugia pahangi, 426 nucleotides long. The record is from the annotation of a GenBank genome assembly. NCBI's taxonomy places the organism in Eukaryota, Metazoa, Nematoda, Chromadorea, Rhabditida, Onchocercidae.
AUGGUUAUUGAAUAUAGCGAAAAUGAAUUCAGGGAAUUCAACGAAGAAAUGGAAACAGAAAGUACUGAAAUGCUUCACUACGACACCUUUUUAUUAUAUGCACGAAGCGAGAAUUCAUCAGAUAGGAAAAUUGCAAUCCGUGAUCUGGUGAAAUUGUCGCGAACGCUGAACAUCGAAAAAGAGCAACGGCAGAUUGAAGUUGUCUUUAGUCUGAUUGAAAAUAUCUUUGCUAAAGAAACAGAUAGUAAAAUAUGUGGUAUGUUAGUGGAGCAGAUUCCUUUAUUAUAUGUUGAAUUUAUGGCAAUAGAACACCUGCUGAAAAGGGUUCAUAAAGUAUUCCCAGAAUUACUAGCAAGUGCUUUGGAUCAUUCUGCGGAUGAUGUAAGUGGUUUUCAUAAGUCACUUAUGUUUUGUAGCUUAUUUUAG